Messenger RNA from Aspergillus fumigatus Af293, 975 nucleotides. RefSeq lists its product as uncharacterized. The transcript has 8 exons. The coding region runs from base 1 to 975 and encodes 324 amino acids. Lineage: Eukaryota; Fungi; Ascomycota; Eurotiomycetes; Eurotiales; Aspergillaceae. The record is from RefSeq and is a predicted model, not a curated record.
AUGGCACAGGCAACGCCGUUUCAGAAGGAGGCGUGGACGGAAUACGGAAUUGGUGUUCUCAUCAUCCUGGGUCGAAUAUUUGCACGGUGGAAGGUGGUGGGAGUGAAGAACUGGCAGGGCGAUGAUUACUUUGCCAUCCUCGCGUUGCUCUUUUGGACGGCUGAACUCACCAUGUUGGAACUCAUCGCGGGCCGCCAUGACCCCGGACCAGGUCAAGAGUCUUGUCAUCGGCUCCAAGUGUCUGCUUGCUGGAUGGGUGUGCUAUGUGACACUCAUCUGGUGUCUCAAGGCCUGCAUGUUAUUCUUCUACAACCGCUUGACACUGGGUCUCAUACAGCAGAAGCUCGUCAGGAUCAACGCGGUGCUGUGCGCGUUGUCCUAUGUCGCGGUCAUCUUCACCAUUUUCUUCCAUUGCCUUCCGAUACAAAAGCAUUGGCAGAUAUACCCGGAUCCCGGAGACCACUGCACUGUCGACCGAAUCAACUACAUCGUCCUCGCCGUAACCAACGUCUGCACGGAUGCCGUCCUUGUCUCGAUUCCCGUUCCCCUGCUCGCCAAAGUCCGAUUAGCAUUGCGCCGAAAACUCGUCAUCGGCGUCCUCCUCUGUGGCGGUGUCUUCGUCAUGUGCGCCGCCCUCCUCCCUCCUCCGCUGCAUCCUCUCCCUGCGAAGCAUCAACAGCAUCAACACCAGCACCAUCUGGGCCAUCCGCGAAACCUUCGUUGCACUCAUCGCCGUCAACGCCCCCUGCAUCAAACCCCUCUUCAGCUCCUCCGUCUGGCUCGGCUCCUCCAAAGACCCCUCCUCCAAAAACGCACAUCGCUACGGCGAAAGCGGCAGCUACUCCCUCUCCGUCUUUGGCAAAUCCAAACCCGAUCCCCUCGUGUCGCACACGAGUAAACUGGGCGACCACGCCAGCGACGAGUUCAUCCUCCGCGAGCAGCGAGAGAAUGGGCCGACAUACGUCAAUGAUGUGA